AUGGAACGUAAUUCGUUGAUUACAAUCGGAGAUUGGCCGUGGAUGGUUCCGCUUUUUAAAAAAACUUUACUAGGAUUACAAUUUUUUUGCAGUUCUACUCUUAUAAGUUAUUCUCUGGCAUUAACUGCAGCUCAUUGCAUUAAAUUUAAAAAUUUUUUAACGGUUAAAAUGGAGGACAUAAUUGCUUACGUUGGAAAAUUAGAUAUAACAAAUUGGACGGAAGAAAAUUCACAGCCUAGAUUAUUAAAUGAAAUACACAUACAUCCAGAUUUCGAUUCGGAUGAUUUACAUUCGGAUUUAGCCGUUAUUAAAUUUAAAAAACCCGUUAAUCCGGCUUACAACGUGGCACCAGCUUGUUUAUGGCAGGGUGACGAUAAAUUAUCCUCCGUUGUUGGAAAAAAAGGCGUGGUAUUCGGUUGGGGAGCCGACGGAACCGGAAAUAAAUUAACAUCGACUCCUAAAUUAGCCGUUAUGCCUAUCAUUUCUCAAGAAGAAUGUUUAAGAAGUAAAAUUGAAUUUUUAUUUUUAACGACGAAUCGGACUUUUUGCGCCGGAUUCAGAAACGGUACGGGACCUUGUAGCGGAGACAGCGGUGGAGGUUUAUUACUCCCACAAAGAGAUAAAUAUGGUAAUCUUCGUUGGUUUUUACGCGGAAUCAUAUCUUUAUCACUUUUGCAAGAUAGCAGUUUAAAAUGUGACGUGCAUCAGUAUAGCGUAUUCACGGAUGUGGCAAAAUAUCAAAAUUGGAUAUUUAAUUAUGUGGAAAAUUAA
Molecule: messenger RNA, 771 nt
Organism: Pediculus humanus corporis (human body louse)
Lineage: Eukaryota; Metazoa; Arthropoda; Insecta; Psocodea; Pediculidae
Product: trypsin, putative
Exons: 4
Coding region: 1-771 (256 amino acids)
Biological process (GO): proteolysis
Molecular function (GO): serine-type endopeptidase activity
Source: RefSeq, a predicted model, not a curated record